AUGAUGCCGACAGUAGAGGCGGUGGACGACGAUGAAAUAGUCGUGGAGGCCGACCCCUUCUUGCUGCGUCUACAACCGAAACCAAAGGACUUUUCUCUACAAAUGAAAGUUACGGUUCUUUGGACUGUCGAGAACAUAGUUCGCCAGUACUUUGAAGAUAUGUACGGAGACUCGGAUGAAACGCUGUUCAUCGGGGCGGGGAUUACUGGCUUGAGUGUCAUAAACGAAGAUGAAGAAGCAUUUGAAACAAUCAAGUUUUUAGGGGGAGCUGUUGCGUUUCAUCCUUCAUCCCCUCUCCUCCCCAACUCAACGGCUGUUCAAAGCUCGAUCCGAGACGCUCUGCAAGAGAGUGUCGUCCUUGAAAAGCUUGGGAUUUACUUUCCCUCUGUAACUAAGGUUGAUUACGUACCGUUAGUUCUUGGAAAUCGUGGAAACUUCGGGUACGGUGUACCCGACGAGGAAGAUUCCCUCAGCAGCAACGACAAUUCCCUUGACGACUCUGCUAGCGAGAAACCCGUACCGCCAAAGCCACUGCCUGAAGUUACCCGUAGCAGCCUUGAUGAUGAAGAAGACGAAGAUGAAAGAGGCAUUACCACCGAAGAAAACCAGAUCGCAGAAGCGCAGACGACCUCGCAAACCUAUAGUGCAGGAAACUCAAAGAAAACUACUAUUGGUUUGUCAACUGGGGUGGCCCUUGGAGGUGCCAUCAUUGUGCUUCUGAUUGCAUUGCUGUUUGAAAGUCGACGGCGUAGAAUGGACAAUUGGAGAGAGUCGGGUCGGGAUAGCCCUCCAUCUCAGGAAGACAAGGCCGGAAAGGAAAAGCCGGCAAGCUCGAUGGCUCCCAGGUACUACAUCGAAGACGACUCAGAAGGAGCUUUGCGGCUACCUCGCAUCUGGGGUGUGUCUCCAUCACAACGGAUGGAUUCUGGAACGACCCCAGGAUCGUCGGAUGUGUCCAACGAAGGUGAUUCCGUUCAGGAUAUCUUAACGUGCACUAGCAUGGAUCGACGCUCCAUACAGAACGUCGAGAGCUUUGAGCACCAAAAACGACUCGUUGACACUCUCAAGAAAGAAAUGAUGGCCAGCAAUGCAGAAGUCCACCCGUAUAUGCAAGAUACCCAUCUUGACAAUACUGAGCCAUGCGCCCUUUCACCCACCGACCUCUCGGCAGCUGCGCUCGAGAACACAACGCCUUCGCGGCCGGUACCAAACUGGACUUCCCCAUCUGACAGCAGCUUUACUGGCAGUGGAUCAGGCUAUGAUUCACCAUCAUCGCCGCUACGUGCCAUAAUGGGCUCUCUACGAAUGUCAUCAAGACAAAAGACGUCUUCAUCAAGAAGAUCCCGCCGUCCUUUCCAGGAACCGGCAGCUGUCGAGCUGUAA
This is a messenger RNA of Seminavis robusta, 1383 nucleotides long. The record is from the annotation of a GenBank genome assembly. NCBI's taxonomy places the organism in Eukaryota, Bacillariophyta, Bacillariophyceae, Naviculales, Naviculaceae.